Drosophila ananassae is the source of this 765-nucleotide messenger RNA. RefSeq lists its product as uncharacterized. Gene Ontology annotation, molecular function: prothoracicotrophic hormone activity. The transcript is spliced from 3 exons. The coding region runs from base 116 to 694 and encodes 192 amino acids. The record is from RefSeq and is a predicted model, not a curated record. Lineage: Eukaryota; Metazoa; Arthropoda; Insecta; Diptera; Drosophilidae.
CCACAAAAGGUAAUCCGAGAGCCGGUCUUUGUCCGCUUGGAGUAUAAAAGUGCGGCGGGUCCAACCGCAGAGUUGCAAAAGGAGCUGAGCGCGAGGCAGGCACGGAUCGAGCAGGAUGCCCUGGUGUGCCAUUUCCUUAGCGACGUUGGCGCUGCUCUCUCUUUCCAAUGGCGGAUUCGGAAGUCGGUUUCCCGGCGAUGUGGACUACGGCGACUUGAUAGAGCUAGAUGAGCAGCCGCAGGAGCGUCCUGACCACAGCACCUCCAAGAUGUUGAGCGCCCUGAUCGGCUUCAGUUCCACGGCCCUGCGACCCACAGAAACGACUCAGGCGAUGCCCCAUCAACUGCCGCCCAUGUACUACAAUGACUUUUACGAGGAUCUACUGGCCACCAAGCGAAAUGAUGUGCAUUCCGCCGGCUGCGAUUGCAAGGUUACGAAUAAGCUGAAGGACUUGGGAAGCCAGCACUUUCCCCGCUAUCUGAUGAGCGCCGUCUGCGAGUCCCGCACCGACCAGGACAUUGCCAAGUGCACUCACGGAUCCAAUUGCCGGCCGCUGGAGUACAAAGUGAAGGUUCUCGCCCAGGGCAGUAUCCCCGAUCACUCCGGAUCUAGCUCUUCGAUAGUUCGGGACCCUUCUGAAGUGUGGCAGUUCAGAACCGUGACAGUUACUGCCGGAUGCUUCUGCGCCAAGUGAGGACCUGGACGAGGGAGCAUAUAAGUGAGAAUGUAUUGGCUAUAUUUGCAUAUUAAAGGGACAGUCGCAAA